AUGCCAUCAUGGCUGGCAUCUCGAAUGGUAACAAUCCUGAUUGAAAAGAGCUACACCGGCUGGCAGGCAUCGCUAGCCGUGCACAGAAUCCACGUAAUCCAUGAGCUCCAAACCCGCAAGACCAUGGAGAUGCUUCUGUCAGAUGACAAAUACGCCAUGCAUCAAGCAUUUGAGCGCAGGCAGAUUGGUCCACGGGAUCGGUUCUUAAACACAAAUGGGGAUGAGUGCACACUCAGCCAACUUGCAUUGUUGUUUGGCGCAUGGAGAAUUUCUAAUCAUCUUCUGAGUCUAUUACAUGAUACUUUGGAAAGACCGCCUUUUGGUAUCAACUGGCAGCGACGCGUCCUGGACGAGGAACGGCUACACGAGCUACAGACUCUCGUGAAGAGGGACAAUUUUGGAGUUCAUGUCCGUUUCCAAUUGCUUGGCAACUUUGAUGGCAAUUUGCUCGCGUUCGAUUCGAUUAGACGACAAAUUUGGUCAGAUGAUCACUUCUACAGUGAUUCCUUUCGUAAUCACCGCAUUCAAUUUGCUUGGUUUCUCGCUAUAUCAGCCAAUGCCAUGGCACCUACUUUCUUUCGUCAUGCACUAUCGCCUCAUGGCAUCCUACGAGCACGAGACAUGUACACUGGGCGACUGCAUCUAGGCUACUGGGACGACACUUUACUUCAUGCUCUCGCAUUAGGUGUGGGCAGCGCCGCCUUGCAUGGCCAAGAAACCUCGAAAAAGUGGGCUUUGGUUGCUUCCGAGGUGCUUCCACUUGUUGACAAUUACCAUGAACUUGCCCCCGUCGCUGCAGGGGACAAGUUUAGAACCCCUCUGUUUGCGUCAUUGUUCAUUUCACUCAUCCCGUGGCCGACACCCAAGGCUCAAAACCGCAGCCGCAAUGUGUCUCUCUCGAAGCGCCUUCAACAUAUGGAGACUGGGAUAAAGGCAUGGCUCCAGGUGCUCAAGGACGCGGGCGUCAAUUUGCAAGAGUACGGGGAGCGAGAAAGAGAGCUUUUCAACUUGGAAAGCUACGAAAGAGGAUUUCAAAUGUACAGUGGUGAAGAAGUCAGUUGGUGUGAUUACCUGCGUCGUGAUCUUGUCCUAAUCGGCUUCCAACAUGGCCAAGAGGUCAAUGACUGGAAACUAUGGUGGUCGGAGCACACAGAUGUGUACGCUGGGGAUUUCUGGAACUUGAUCGAGUCUUCCGUAGGAUCUUCUGAUCAACGAGUUCCGGGGGCGUGGGUCGAGGAUCAAGAAUCGGAAAUUAUCCAGAUGUCUGGCACCGUUGGUGAGUCUUGUUCUGAUAAGACGACCACUGAUGCUUGUGCAAUGCAAUACUGA
Molecule: messenger RNA, 1329 nt
Organism: Pestalotiopsis fici W106-1
Lineage: Eukaryota; Fungi; Ascomycota; Sordariomycetes; Amphisphaeriales; Sporocadaceae
Exons: 2
Coding region: 1-1329 (442 amino acids)
Source: RefSeq, a predicted model, not a curated record